CGUGGAGCCCGUGGAUCUCGCAGUGGAAGCGAUGAGAGAUUCACAACAGUGAAACUGGCUCUACGAACAAUCAUCCAGAAACCGUAUCGGCUGAUUUUGACAACAGUGAUUGGGGAAAUGAGCAUCAUGGCAACGCUAAUCUCACUUCUGGCAUCGCUCUAUUUUCUAUAUCUGGUAAGUUUUUUUUAUAUUUUCACUGUUUUCGCCAUUUUGUACGAUCAUCUUGAACCGAUUCGAUUCAUUCAAAUUGAACAAAAAAAACCAUUGUUCUUGUUAGGUUAAUACGGCGGUCGAUGAUUUCAACAACGACUUUUUCAACUCCGAUGGCGAUGAAAUCAUCAAAAUGUGCUUCCAAGGUGUGCUCCGGCAAAACUACACCAAUGAUCGAAUGUUUAUGGUCCCAGGUUUCCGGCAAAUGGUUAUCAACAUUCUCGGCGAAUGGUUUCCAUGGCCAACGAACCGAUGUUUCGGCAAUACAUUCAAAUACCUGUACGAGCAAUAUACCACAAACGUCAAGACCAACCUCAAAACGCAUUGCGAAAAGCGUUUGAGAAAGUUCUUCAAAAUGCGUUGCUACGAAUUGAACCACAUGUGUCUGUGUGGAGAUCUCGAGUUGGACGAAUUAUUCGAUGGUGACGACAUCAAAAAUGCCAUCAACUACACAUACAACCGGAGAGAUUCAACGCGUGGCAAUGCAAAUGCCAUACGGAAAUUGGAAAUACUGUUGGCGGAGCUGUAUUGGAUUGAAGCACCUUACAGACCAGAUGAUCCACACCCAUUUAACAUCAGAGAAUUCGUUGAACUCAAUUGGUUCCAAGCAUUGCGCAUGUUCAUUAAUUUACAGCGUGAUAUUCAUAACUUUCACCUCGCGUUUGCCAAUCUACGCCAAAGUUGGAAUCUGUUCCGAAAAUAUCCGCUCUAUGUGCAACAGCCAGAAUUUCCAGAGCCGCCUGAAAUCACCACCUUCACAGUCAUUCCGAAGUGCACAUUCCAGCGCCGACACGUGAAAAUUGAUACGGAUUCAUUGUACAACAUUUUAUUGGGCAUCAAGGCAAUGCCGCGAACAAAAGGCACUCGAGUCUUACGAAACGGCGAAUACCAACAGCGCUGGAUCUCACAGACUGAAUUCAAGGAGAGAGGAGGCUGGCGUUUGUUUUUCAACAUGGACGAAAUUAUCAAGCUGGUCAAGAAUAAAAAGGAAUUCGGCGAUUCGAUAGUUUCAGAUGGUGUGUCAGCGUCGGUGUUAUUCAAAUUGCCGAAACAGAGCAAAACUGUUGCUGAUGAAGAUGAGGCCGAAACCAAACGAAAAUAUUUCGCAGGCGAAUUCGCGUAUGCAUUGGGAAUCGAUCCAGGCAUGCGAACCUUCAUUGCGUCGGUCCGCCUCGAUCUGAAGACCGGCGAAGAGGUAAGUAUUUACAAAACGAAAAAAGGAAGAAGAAGAAGAAGAAGUAUUAAUUCACUUUUGUUGCAUUUUAUUUUUAGACCAACGAGAAGAUUUCGUUUAAACAAUACCAUCUGAAAUCGAAACAAGAUGCGCGCAACAUUAAAGCCGAACGAAUGACACGAGUCUUCACGUAUGACGAACAAGCGGACCUCAAACGUAUCGCCGCAGAGAUUGGCCAAACACCAUCGCCACGGAACAUCUCUUGGCGCCAUUACAUCGAACAUCGCCUGCGAAUGUCCCAAGAUGGUAUCGCGGCAUACAGUCAGAAAAACUAUGCACGCUUACGUUUGGACAAACACAUUGAAUGGCGUCGUGCAAUUGAUCUCAUCGGCGGUAAGCUGGUACAUUUCAAGACAGCUAUCAUCAACAUCGGAGCAGCCGAAAUUUCACCAAAUUGCCCGAUCCGAAUUAAAAAGUACGUGCGGUGUCCAGGCGUUCGCAAGCUGAUUGCAGCCUUCAAAAGACGUGGCAAUUGUGUCGUUCGGUUGGUGGAUGAAUACAUGACAUCGCAACAUUGUGCCCGAUGCUUCAAACGGUUCCCGAUAUGGACGAAGAGCAAACGAUACGAGAAGUGCAACGAUUGCCAACCAGAUGAACGUGUUGAACUUCCGAGAACCAUCUAUACGAACGUGAGCAAACGAGUGUUGCAAAUGCAACGGAAAAUCAUGCGUACAUGGGAGGAAAUGCGCGACCAAGGUGAUGCUAUUGCAGCCAUUCUAACCCAACGAAAUUCAGGACGUUUGGUGUCAAAGAAGCAACGCUUCUUCAAAACCUGGCAACCAAAUGCUGCUGUAAACGCUGGAACAGAAGACGCUGCACAAUCACGCAAGUUGCUCAAAUCACUUUGGCAUCGGGACAUAUCAGCAGCCAAACUGAUCAUGUACAAAGGUUCAUUAUCUAUUAAUAUUUCAUUUGAAAUUGAUUAAUAUUUCAUUUGUGUGCUUGUUUUCUAUUUACUUAGGUCUUUGCACGCUACUCGGUAUUCCGAUACAUCCAGCACUGCUGCGACGACCAGAUGACGACGGCGUUCCACUCAAUCCAUAAAUCAAAAUCCAGCGUUUAGCAUUAAAGUUUUUUUUUAACAAAUAUUUUCUAAUAGUUUAUUAGAGUUCUCAAGUCUUGCACUUAGUGGGCUAUUUUAAGGUUUAUAAGGUGUCUAACUUUAUUUACCGCAGUACAUGAGUGGUUUUAUAGACGUUAUUUGAUGAUCAGAAUGAGUCGUGUUCAUAUUCCGGUUUGACAAUGUCGCCGCAUUUUUUGGAUAUGACUUGUUCAAUGCAUCAUAUCACGGUUAUGAAAAACACCCUAAUGUACAUAGUAUAUAUAUAUGGCUAUCGCGCACAAUUGAUCAUUGAGUAUAGUGUGUAGUAAAAUAUAUUCGAGAGAUUGCUUCGAUCAAAAUAAAGUCGUUGUUGCAAAUCAAAAAAAAAGGAGAAGAAACAAAAAACCAAUGAUUGUGUAAUAGACACGACGGCACGCGGUAAUAAUUGAAAUUUUAUCAAUCAAAUCGCAAUACAUGACAACUUCCGAUAGCUAAACGACGAUAUUAUAUG
Molecule: messenger RNA, 2997 nt
Organism: Sitodiplosis mosellana (orange wheat blossom midge)
Lineage: Eukaryota; Metazoa; Arthropoda; Insecta; Diptera; Cecidomyiidae
Exons: 2
Coding region: 1558-2370 (270 amino acids)
Source: RefSeq, a predicted model, not a curated record